Molecule: messenger RNA, 375 nt
Organism: Mesorhabditis spiculigera
Lineage: Eukaryota; Metazoa; Nematoda; Chromadorea; Rhabditida; Rhabditidae
Source: the annotation of a GenBank genome assembly
AUGUCUACUGAACAGGCCAACGUUGUCGAAUCGACCGAGCCCGAGGUGAAGACUGCCGUUGAGGCUGAGUCCGUCGAGAAGGUUGACGAAGAGAACGUCGCUCCUGAGCAAGAAGCUGCUGAGGAAAGCAACGACGCUCCCGAGGCCAGCGAGGAGGCCAAAGAAGACGGCGAGGAAGAGGAAGAGAAAGAAGGCGAGGAGGAGCAAGAAGAGGAAGAGAAGCCGAAGGAGAACACUGAGAAUACGGACACCAACGGAAACGCCCGCAAGCGCGGCGAGGAAGUCGACACUGAGGAGGAGGCUCCGACCAAGAAGAAGAAGAUCGACGAUGAGGAGCACGAGCCUACCGUCGUGGAAGCUGCCGCCGGUGAUGCU